This is a messenger RNA of Panthera uncia (snow leopard), 490 nucleotides long. Its product is annotated as KRAB domain-containing protein 4-like. The record is from RefSeq and is a predicted model, not a curated record. Lineage: Eukaryota; Metazoa; Chordata; Mammalia; Carnivora; Felidae. Bases 124 to 429 code for a protein of 101 amino acids. The transcript has 5 exons. Gene Ontology annotation, biological process: regulation of DNA-templated transcription.
GGCGCCGGGCAGGACUGCGUGAGCACUAGCUGCUCCUGCCCUGCUCGGAGAGGGAGAGGCUCCGUCUCCUCUGGAUCCUGCCCAUCCCCUAGGAAGGGUCCCACAGGAAGGAAAGAGAAGGCAAUGGCUUCUCGGCCUCUGCCACUGGGAACUCAGUUUCAGGAGUCAGUGACAUUCAAGGAUGUGUCUGCAGAUUUCACUUGGGAGGAGUGGCUUCGUCUAGAUUCUGCUCAGGGGAAUCUGUAUGGGAAAGUGAUGCUGGAGAACUACAGGGACUUGGUUUCACUGGCAGGGCAUCGGCUUUCCAAACCAAAUGUGAGUUCUCAGCUGGAACUGGAGGAACUGAGCCAGGUGACAAAAGAACUUCCAGCGUGCCUCUCUCCAGGUCUGCUUUUUUCCAGGUUUUCUUCGAUGUUACUGCCAGAUUAAGUGAUCAUUUAGUCUUCUUAUCCUGUCCAAAACAAGACAAGAAAGCGUCAAGGACGGGGUG